Messenger RNA from Fomitopsis serialis, 1890 nucleotides. RefSeq lists its product as uncharacterized. The transcript is spliced from 6 exons. The record is from RefSeq and is a predicted model, not a curated record. Bases 1 to 1890 code for a protein of 629 amino acids. Lineage: Eukaryota; Fungi; Basidiomycota; Agaricomycetes; Polyporales; Fomitopsidaceae.
AUGAACGACUAUCGUGGAUCCUUCAUCGAACUUGCCUCUCCCACUUUUUCCCCGACUUUCUCGCCCCUCGAUACCCACAGCAACCAUCCUUAUGCCGCCUUCUCGCCCCACGAAACCCAGCCGCACUCCAGGACAUCACCGCAGUCCUACUCUGAUGAGUUCAGCUCCCGCCCGCACUCGUCCAAGAAACCCCUUCUCGCCCCGCUUUCCACCGCCGCAAAACCGCCCGUGCCUACCUCUGCGAAACCCGACUUUUCCUCCAGGCGAUCCAGGUCCGCACAGCGUUCCCUUCUAGAACACCAGAGCCCGAACACGCCCUCGCCGUCCAGCUCCUCGCCAGACUAUGACCGCGGCCAGCGCCACAUCCCGUUGACGAGCAACCUCCUCCACCCGCAGGAGCGCGCCGACCUCGUGCGCAAGACGCGUAAACUCACGCAGCUCUUUGGCCAGACGCCCGGCGUCGGGCACUUCCCCGUCGAGGUCGACCUGGGGCACGCGCACGCGCAGCGCACGAACAUGCAGCGCGUCGUGUGGCCGCCCGCGGAGGACGCGCAGUACGUGAACAUGGGCAUGCGCCGCCGCUCUGUGCCGUUCUCGCCGCAGGACCUGUCGCCGAUGAGCGGGCUGGUGGGGAGGGACGCGUCGCACGUGAUCGAGAUAGGGAGGGCGUCGGCAGCCUCGCGGGCGUCGUCUGGCUCGCCCGAAUCGUUCAUCGACCUCCCCGACCCCGUCCUCUCCCCCUCCACCCCCUCCCUCCUCGGCGCCCUCUCCCUCGACGACGAGCAGCGCGCAGAAGACGACCGCCGCCGCAAGCGCGAGAAGCUCGCAAAGCUCCACCGCUUCCUCGGCUCACGUGUACCCACUCACCUCGUCCUCGGCCCUCUCCACGAGGGCGUCCCGCUCCCCUCCCCCGCACCAUCCACCCCCCAGGACGACGACAUGCCCGGCGAGGACGCCGAAGCACGCAGGCUCCGCCUCCGCCGCAGGCGCAGCAGCUCCGCGGCCGAGUUCGGGGCGACGUGGUCUGACGAGAUCGACCGUCUCAAGGGCGACCUCAAUGAGAGGGAGAAGGCCAUCAACGUCCGCCGCGCCGUCAAGAUGGAGAAGAUGUUCGGGGUGGCGCCGCCCCAGGUGCUCUAUCACACCCGUCAGGCGGUCUCCUCCCCCGGAAGCAGUGGGCUCUCGCCCAUCGCUGCGAAGCCUAGGUACUCCACCCAGUCCUCGUUCCCGCCGCCCGUGCAGAGCGCAGGGCCGUCGGGUGGGCGCAACCUCAACCAGACGUCGUACAAGGGCAAGUCGAAGAAGGGCGCCAGGCCCGGAACCGCAGACUCGACUGAGCCGCUGAUUGACCAUACACGCACCGACACGAGCGAGAGUUGGGAAGACGGUAUGCUCACGGCGAUGUCCGAUGUCUACAUGCACUACCGCCAUUCUCUGAACUCGCUUAACGACAUCAUUGACCGGGACGACAAGCAGUCCCUCGCCGAACUGCACGACUACCUCAGCGGACGUACCCAGGACACCUCAGACCACACGCCGACGGAGGACAGUGUAUUCUCGCUCGCCCAGGCUGCGACGACGAAGGCCGAGCGCCGACGGUCGAUGCCCACACGCACGUCCAUGGCGUCCUUAGCGUCCGUCUCGUCCGAGUGGACCAUCCUACCGUCGCCGCCGCCCGAAGAGAGCGCGUUCCAGCAGCGCCGCCGUCGCGCGGCGAAGCUCACCCAGUUCUUCGGCGUUAACUACCGUGACCUCAUGAACGAUGUCCUUGAGAGCAUCGAGAAAGGCCUCGAGGAGGAACGCGGCCGCGGGACGCUGAAGCCAGAUGAAGUACAGGACCUCAUGCAAAAGCUGCGCAGGCUCAAGACGAAGCGCAACAACUGGCCGUGA